Molecule: messenger RNA, 4324 nt
Organism: Habropoda laboriosa
Lineage: Eukaryota; Metazoa; Arthropoda; Insecta; Hymenoptera; Apidae
Product: multidrug resistance-associated protein 4-like
Exons: 18
Coding region: 1-4086 (1361 amino acids)
Biological process (GO): transmembrane transport
Cellular component (GO): membrane
Molecular function (GO): ABC-type transporter activity; ATP hydrolysis activity; ATP binding
Source: RefSeq, a predicted model, not a curated record
AUGGAUGCUAGUAAGAAAUAUGAUAAUCCUAAUCCAAAGUUGUCAGCAAAUCUCCUUAGUAAAUUGAUUUUCUGGUGGUUGAAACCCUUGUUUUCCUAUGGAAGAACCCAUGAUCUUGAAAUUAAGGAUAUUUACAAUGUUAUGCCAAAAGAUGUUAGUCAGCAUCUUGGUGAUAAACUGGAAAGAAAUUGGAUCAAAGAAGUUAAAUCAGCAGAAGGGGCUCAUAGAAAACCUAGUUUUUUCAAUGCUUUAAGAAAAACAUUCGCAUGGUCAUUUGCUUAUUAUGGAGGAUGGCAGUUCUUUUUAGCAGUUGUUUUAAGGGUUUUACAACCAUAUGUAUUAGGUCUCCUCAUUUGGCAUUUUGAUCCUAGAGCAAUGUCCACUGCCACUCAGGCAUACACGUAUGCUUCAGCUGUUGUACUUAUGUCUUUAUGUAUAGCUUUGAUUACUCAUCACUCUACCUUAGGUUUAAUGGAAGUUGGAAUGAGAAUGAGAGUAGCAUGUUCUUCUUUAAUGUACAGGAAGAUUUUACGUUUGUCAAAAUCUUCUACCAAUGCCACUACUCCUGGACAAAUUAUAAAUUUAUUGUCAAAUGAUGUAGCAAGAUUUGAACAAUUAUUCAUCACGUUGCAUUACAUUUGGAUCCUACCUAUUCAAGGUGCUCUGAUUACUUUCAUGAUUUGGAAAAGCGUCGGAAUUGCGUCAUUAGCUGGUGUUUUUCUUAUCAGUAUCCAAACUAUACCUCUUCAAGGAUACAUGGGGAAAUGGAUAUCAAAGUUGAGAUUAAAAAUUGCAGUUAGAACAGACGAAAGAGUACGUUUAAUGUCAGAAAUAAUUGGGGGAAUUCAAGUUAUCAAAAUGUACACUUGGGAAAAACCAUUUGAGAAGCUUGUUAGCCUUGUUAGAAGUCAUGAAAUAGACGUUUUAACGCUUACAUCGUACUUACGUGGCUUUACCUUAGCUACUUUCGUGUUCACUGAACGAACAACGUUAUAUUUUACAAUUAUGGCGUACGUACUUCUCGGAAACAGUAUAUCUGCCGAUAAAGUAUUUUCAAUGGCCCAGUACUUUAAUAUUCUUCAACUUACUAUGGCAAUAUUAUAUCCUAUGGCUGUAUCAGCUGUUGCAGAAGCUUCUGUAUCUAUUAAGAGACUUCAGAAUUUUCUUUUGUUGAAUGAAAAUAAUAUCACCAACACAAUCGACUCCAAACAACCCAGUGGAAAUGGUGGUAUCAUAAUGAAAGCUAUUACAGCAUCUUGGUCUGAAAAUGCGAUUGCAAAAACAUUGUGUGAUAUUAAUACUCAAAUAGAACCAGGGAAACUUUGUGCUAUUGUUGGUCCAGUUGGUGCGGGAAAGAGUUCGUUUCUUCAAUUAAUUUUAAGAGAACUGCAACAAUCACACGGAGAAAUACGAGUAAAUGGUAGCGUAUCUUAUGCGAGUCAGGAAGCAUGGUUGUUUUCCGGCACAGUUCGUAAUAAUAUACUUUUUGGGCAACCGUAUGACAAAAAGAAAUAUAACGAAGUUGUUAGAGUAUGUGCUCUCACUAAAGACUUCCAACAAUUUAAUUAUGGAGACAAAACUUUAGUUGGAGAUAGAGGUGCAUCUCUCAGUGGUGGACAACGUGCGAGAAUAAAUUUGGCUAGGGCAGUGUACAGAAAUGCAGAUAUUUACUUAUUAGAUGAUCCGUUAUCUGCGGUUGAUACUCACGUGGGCAAACAUUUGUUCAAUGAAUGUAUCAAACAUUAUCUUCAGAAUAAAACGAGAAUUCUUGUAACUCAUCAAGUACAACAUUUAAAAAGCUGCGAUUACAUUAUUGUAUUAAAUAAUGGUGCAAUUGAAUGUGAUGGUACGUUUGCAGAGCUUCAAAAUAAGCAUACAAAUUUCUUAAGUAUGCUUUCAGUGGAAGAAAAUAAAGGAGAUGCAGAAGUUACAGAAGUCGAUGAAAAUUCUACCCCUGAUAUAUCUAUUAAUUCCGGUAACAGUAAAGAUGACGAUGAAGCAGAACCAGAAGAAACAGAGGAAUUAAUGGCUAAAGGAAACAUUUCUAAAUCUCUUUAUUGGAAAUAUUUCCGAGCCGGGGGUUCCAUGCUGAUGAUCCUAACUUUCAUAUGCAGUUUAAUUUUGGGGCAGACAGGAAGUAGUGGUUCCGAUUAUUGGGUUGCUUACUGGACUAAACAAGAGGAAAUGCGCAUAAAAAAUGAUUAUACUAAACACUUGUUGCAAAUACAACCACAGAAUUUCAUUGUUCCUUCAUCCGUUGAUGAAGGAGAUGUAGAUAAGUUAGUGAAUAAAACUGCAACUGAUAUGGAUAACCUUAAUGCUACACUUUCAAAAGUAUUAGCAAUGUCAGAGAAUAGAAGUUCUGAUAAUGCUACGUGGAGUAUUAAUGGAAUAUCCACUGAUACGAGUUAUCUCGAUCGUGACACUGCUUUGUGGAUUUAUGGAGCUUUCAUCAUCGCCAGUAUAGUGCUGACGUCGAUAAGAAAUCUCGUAUUUUACAAGAUAUGCAUGAAUGCUAGUAAAAAUCUUCACAAUCUCAUGUUUUCAUGCCUAUUGCAAGCGCCAAUGCUAUUUUUUGAUACACAUCCGUCCGGUCGCAUCUUAAAUCGUUUUUCAAAAGACGUUGGGGCAGUAGACGAAAUUUUACCGAGAACAAUGAUAGAAUCCAUUCAAAUAUUUGCAGUAAUGAUUGGAAUUUUAACUCAAGUUCUUGUUAUUAAUUGGUGGACAGUAUUUCCGAUGCUAGUCAUGGGUUUUUUAUACUGGCAGAUACGAAAUAUUUAUCUUAAAACAGCACAAGACAUGAAACGUUUCGAAGGAAUUACAAAAAGUCCUGUCUUUUCCCAUGUUACUUCUUCAUUAUUGGGACUAACAACAAUUCGUUCCGCUGGCGCGCAAGAUAUGGUUCGUAAAGAAUUUGAUAUUCACCAAGAUCUUCAUACUAGUUCCUAUUACUUGACUAUAGCAACGAGUACCGCUUUUGGGUUUGCAUUAGAUGUCGUGUCUAUUGGUUUCAUUGCCUUCAUUGCGUACAGCUUCAUUAUUUUCGACGAUGAAAGCACAUUUGCGGGAAAUGUCGGCUUAGCCAUAUCUCAAGUACUAAUCUUAUGCGGGAUGCUUCAACAUGGAAUGCGUCAAACUGCAGAAACAAUCGCGCAAAUGACAAGCGUAGAACGAAUUCUACAAUUUACACAACUCGAUAAAGAGGGACCAUUUGAAAGUGAACCUAAUAAGAAACCGUCUUCACAAUGGCCUUCUAAAGGAGAAUUGAAUUUUGAUCAUCUAUAUUUACGCUACGAAGACUCGGCGCCUCCGGUUCUCAAAGACUUAUGUUUUGUCAUCAAGUCUGGAGAAAAAGUAGGAAUAGUCGGUCGCACAGGUGCUGGUAAAACUUCUCUAAUAUCAGCGUUGUUUCGUUUGGCUAAUCUGGAAGGUGCUAUUCACAUAGAUAACUUUGACACAAAGCAAAUAGGUCUUCAUGACUUACGAAAGAAAAUUUCUAUUAUCCCGCAAGAGCCUGUGCUAUUCUCAGCAACACUUCGAGACAACCUCGAUCCAUUUCAUAAUUUCGAUGAUGCUACUCUUUGGGCUGCACUCGACGAUGUAGAAUUAAAAACGAGCAUCUCUUCUCUAGAUUAUGUCGUGGAACAAGGGGGAGCUAAUUUCAGUGUUGGACAAAGGCAGUUACUUUGUCUAGCCCGUGCAAUCUUAAGAAAUAAUAAGAUUCUACUCCUUGACGAAGCUACAGCAAAUGUAGAUCCUACCACCGACUUUUUGAUACAAAAAACUAUUCGGCAAAAAUUUACGAAUUGCACCGUCUUGACCAUAGCGCACAGAUUAAAUACGAUUAUGGAUAGUGACAAAGUGUUAGUUAUGGAUCACGGACAAGUACUCGAAUUCGAUCAUCCAUAUGUUCUACUUAAAAAUGAACAAGGUCACUUUACUUCUAUGGUCAAGGAAACUGGCAAACUAAUGUCUGAGCAACUGAAAAAAGUUGCAGAAGAGGCUUACAAUGGUAUUUCCUCUCAAUCAGAAUUAAAAUCACUACCACAAGUUCUCAAUGGCAAUACAGUUAAAGAGAAUUAAAAGUUUCAUAACUACCUGCAUAUAUUGUUCCUACAUGAAUGAAUGUCUAUUUUUUUAGCAUUACGUGUAACUGCACUUUUUGCAAACAGAACACUUAAAUAGUAUAAAAUAUAUUUUGAUGAAUAUUAUUUUUUAAUUACUACACCAACAAAUUCUUAAAAAACGUGUUUAAUGUAAAAACAUUGUCCAUGCACAGUGAAGGCAUUCAUAAGUAAGUUGAUGUAAGAUAUGCUACACA